Molecule: messenger RNA, 2570 nt
Organism: Mugil cephalus (flathead mullet)
Lineage: Eukaryota; Metazoa; Chordata; Actinopteri; Mugiliformes; Mugilidae
Gene: dmrta2
Product: DMRT-like family A2
Exons: 2
Coding region: 414-1763 (449 amino acids)
Biological process (GO): regulation of transcription by RNA polymerase II; germ cell development; sex differentiation
Cellular component (GO): nucleus
Molecular function (GO): RNA polymerase II cis-regulatory region sequence-specific DNA binding; DNA-binding transcription factor activity, RNA polymerase II-specific; protein binding
Source: RefSeq, a predicted model, not a curated record
UAAUGAAAACGUAGGAGCAACAAUAGAGAGAGGAGAGAGGGAUCUGUAUCCACUGACAAUCUCUGGAGGAAGUUAGUGUCUCAGGCUGCGGCGAGUAACAACCUCAGCUCCUCCUGGACAGUUUAAACUUUUAUAUCGGGGAGGAAUGAUCGCUCCUCUCGGCUCCUCUCCUCGGACUUAAAGUCGAUUGUUUCUAGUCAUCUUUUUGCUUCCUCUAGCUCUUGGACAGUUUCCUUCGAAGUUUCGAUCGUUUUUGUCUGUUAGUAGAAAUCAUUGACUUCACCUGUUGCCAGAUAUGCUGAGGACCGCGGAGCAGAUGUGAUCAGCUCAACGUUAGUAUUAGUAAAACAGAUCGUUAUUUAUUUCGCCGUUUUCUUGUUCAGAGUUUAGUUACAGCAGUGAGGAACGUGGGCAUGGAUUUGAGACCGGAGCACCCGACAGUCUCCUCUGCCUCUCAGGCUCAUCCGGGAGCGGCGGCAGCGGCUGCAGCUGCCUCCAUUCCGGUGUCCAUGGCCAGUAGCCUGCUGCGCGGCCCUCCGCUCCUUCUGCGGGCCUCGGACAAGUACCCGCGCACUCCGAAGUGUGCCCGCUGCAGGAACCACGGCGUGGUUUCCGCUCUGAAGGGCCACAAGCGCUACUGCCGCUGGAAGGACUGUAUGUGCGCCAAGUGCACCCUGAUCGCAGAGAGGCAGCGGGUGAUGGCUGCGCAGGUGGCGCUCCGGCGGCAGCAGGCACAGGAGGAGAACGAAGCCCGAGAGCUGCAGCUGCUGUACGGGACGGCGGAGGGACUGGCCCUGGCCGCGGCCAACGGCAUCAUCCCACCGCGUCCAAACUACGAGGUGUUUGGUUCUGUCAGCAGCGAGAGCAACUCAGCAGAAUCCGGCAUCCAGAAGUAUGAGCUGUUCCAAAAGAACCAGCUGCCCGGGUCAGCCGCCCCCCAGCAAUCUGUGGGGAAACCGGCGUCCACAGAGAGUGACUCGGUCCCGGGCAUCUCAUCCCCAGACGGCCGUGCCGGAGGAUCGGGUUCAGAGAACGGAGACAGCGAGUCCUUCAUCAGCUCUCCGGUUUCCAAGCCUUUAAAAGAUGGCGAAGAAACACCUGGCUCCAUCAGCUCGCUUGGCUCAGAUUCCGGCUCUGAGACCGACAAAGACGAACAGGAGCCAUCCCCUUCCUCUGCGGCAUCCCGGCACAUGAACGCCAUCGACAUCCUGACCCGUGUGUUUCCCAGCCACAAGCGGAGCGUCUUGGAGCUGGUCCUGCAGGGCUGUGGUAAAGAUGUGGUGCAGGCCAUCGAGCAGAUCCUCAACAACAGUGGCGCGCACGGCCCCAACAAGGCCGGCUCAGAUGAGACAUGGACGGCGGAGAGGAUGCUCCAAAAUGCGCAGCAGCCGUCUCCGGCCUCCGCAACCACAACCGCCCCAUCAAGGCCCAUGAUCCCCGGAGCCAUGACGCUGAGCAACCGCUCCGCGUUCUCUCCCCUGCAGCCAAACGCUCCUCACUUUGGCGCAGACCCCAGCACCUAUCCUCUGGGCACCCACCUGGGACUGAACCCGCUGCGACUCGCCUAUUCUGCGCACAGCCGGGGACUGGCUUUCAUGACGCCCUACUCCACCACCGGUCUGAUGCCCACUCUGGGCUUCAGACCCCCGAUGGACUACGCAUUUAGCGACCUGAUAAGGGACAGGACAAUGUUACACAAGGAGCAAAGCUAUGCCAGCGGCCUGUAUGGGCCUUUGGUUAACAACACGCCGGACAAACAGUGAGACUGCCUGACUGAUCAUAGAGACACAUUCCAUUGUAUUUGUAGCCACAAGUGUUGAAAAUCUGUGACGUGUUUUGGCUACAGGCUACUGUACAUAAUAGGAUUAUCUGGCUUGUAGUCAAAUGGUCUGAGAGGGGAAAAAAUACUAAACUCACUUAUGUGUAAUUUUCAAAAGAAUGAUUUUAUAUGUUAGACUACAAACGUUUGAAUGACAUUCCCCGACAAUGAAACUUAAUAUACCUUCAAUAAAAUAUCAUAAACCGAACAUUUAUUUAUAGAUUCCAAAAUAAAUCAUCAUGACAAAGUAAAAGUCAAACACAGACAACAGGCUAAAACCACAUACUUGAUAUUAUUGCAGAUUUUAUUUAAAAUCUGUGGGAAGAAAUUAUUUAUCAAAUAGUUAAUAUGAUUCUUUAAAGCCAUCAAAAUUUACAGAUGGUUGGUGAAACUGAACAUUUUUAAAUAUGCAUUUUCUUCACACGCAUAUUAAACGGAGCGAAAUUAAGUUAUUAAAACAUGUAGCUUUCGGAUGUUAACCCCAUAUCCUGCUGUAAAAGUUCAACUAAUGAUGUGUAUUCAUUUUUCCCUUACGUAUUUCUGUUAGUUUGUUUCCAACUGCUUGUAUUAUAUAUUGCGUUUGGUAAUAUGAAACAUUGUUGCUAUAUUUGACUUUUCAUUUAUGCGUUAGUCAGCUCGAAUAUUUUGUGACAAAGUGUUGGACCAAGUCAGUUCCUCUUCAGAUGUUACAAGCUGUGCUGUCACAUUGUAUAUGAAUAUGCUGGAAAUAAAUGUUAUUUUAAAAAAAAGA